Lodderomyces beijingensis is the source of this 1896-nucleotide messenger RNA. The record is from the annotation of a GenBank genome assembly. Lineage: Eukaryota; Fungi; Ascomycota; Pichiomycetes; Serinales; Debaryomycetaceae.
AUGCCGCGCCGAAACAGCAAUGCGCCCACUAUCCCCUUGGUUGCGACCAUAGAUAUAGGAACAACCUCGUCCCGUGCGAUUUUGUUUUCUGAGCAAGGCCAGGAAAUCGCCAAACACCAGAUCGAGUACUCGACAACAGCUUCGGAAGCACCCGAACACUCGCAAAACACCGAGCAGUUUCGAAGAAGAUCCUCCUUGUUGAGGCACGAGGACCCCAUCUUUUCGGCUGAAGGUAUAGCUAUUUCCAUCAGCGACAAUGUCGAGAUUGAAAACAACAAGUCGUCGGUGGGACCCACGUUGAGGUUCCCGCAGCCGGGGUGGGUCGAGUGUAUGCCCGUGCAUAUCUUGGCCAACGCCGUGCAGUGUCUUGUUGCCUGUUUGAUCACGUUGAGAAAGAUCAACUUGAACCCCAACUUGAAAGUGAAAUACAAGGUCAAGUGCAUUGGUAUUGCCAACAUGAGAGAAACGACCAUUGUGUGGUCCAAGAAAACGGGUAAGCCCUUAAGUGGCGGUAUUACUUGGACCGACGUGAGAACUGCCGAAAUUGUGCAGCAUUUGGAGAAAAUGAUCGAUGAGGACCGCAAAGCCGAGUUGAGGGAAAAGACCGGGUUGCCGUUGUCGACAUAUUUCUCAGCUGCCAAGUUGAGGUGGUUGUUGGAUAACGAUGAUACUAUUAGAGAAGAAUACGAAAAGGGCGAUGGCAACCUCAUGUUUGGAACAGUGGACACAUGGUUGAUUUACCAUUUGACAAAGGAAAAGACUUUUGUUUCAGACAUCACCAAUGCAUCGAGAACCUAUUUCAUGGACUUGGAGACUCGCGACUAUGACGACGACUUGUUGGACUUUUGGGGAAUCGACCCCACAAAGAUUAGAAUGCCCAAGAUUGUAUCGUCCUCGGAGUUUUACGGUUCCUUUGCCGCGCCAAACUUGUCGAACUUGGGGUUCCACAACAAAAUCACCCAAGAAGCUUAUGACAUUUUGAAAACCAUCACCGGUAUCCCCAUUUGUGGAUGUCUAGGCGAUCAAAGCGCCUCGUUGGUGGGCCAAUUAGCAUUCAACCCCGGUUCCGCCAAAUGCACAUAUGGUACCGGUUGUUUCCUCUUGUACAACACGGGUAACCGUAAAUUGAUCAGUGAGCACGGUGCAUUGACGACUCUUGGUUACUGGUUCCCCACUUUGGGUGGAGAAAAGGGCAAACCUUUUUACGCAUUGGAAGGAUCGAUUGCAGUUGCUGGUUCAAUCAUCCAGUGGUUGAGAGAUAACUUGAAGAUGAUUGAAAAUGCCAAGGAUAUCGGCCCUUUGGCUUCCCAGGUGGAAAGUUCGGGUGGUGUCGUUUUUAUUCCUGCGUUUAGUGGGUUAUAUGCUCCGUAUUGGGAUCGAGGCGCCAGAGGUACCAUCUUUGGAAUGACUCAAUACACAUCUGCUUCGCAUAUUGCGAGAGCCGCGUUGGAAGGUGUCUGCUAUCAAGUCCGGGCAAUUUUGAAAGCCAUGGCUAGCGACGCUGGUGAGUCCGAGGAUUUCUUGGAAGAGUCGUUGAGCUCGCAACAUGAAAGGAAGCCGUUGGCGAACUUGGCCACCGAUGGCGGUAUGUCCAAGGCAGAUGAAGUGUUGCAGAUCCAAGCUGAUAUCUUGGGGCCCUGUAUCACCGUCAAGAGAGCGCAAAUCUCGGAGUGUACCGCGUUGGGUGCUGCCAUUGCUGCGGGUCUUUCAUUCAAGGACCCCGAAGACCGGAUAUGGAAGGACUUGGAUGACGUUGUCAAGAAGAUUGAAAGUGGCGCCAGCGGCAAGCAGAAUGAGUUCCAUGCCGAGUUGCCCGAUGCCGAGCGGAGGAAAAACUGGAAGAGAUGGGAAAGAGCCGUAGAGAGAGCUAGAGGUUGGCUAGCAGACGACGAUUAG